Molecule: messenger RNA, 722 nt
Organism: Moneuplotes crassus
Lineage: Eukaryota; Ciliophora; Spirotrichea; Euplotida; Euplotidae
Source: the annotation of a GenBank genome assembly
UUCUAUUCUAAAAUGGGAGGAAAUUGAAGCUGUAAAAAGGCAGUAGCUGUUAAAGAAAAAUACGAGACUAAAACUAACCCUGAAAUAGUCGAAAAAGUAGGAUCUCCAGAACACCCUAUCCCAGAACCUAUCCGACAUUCAGUGCUUGUUAACGAAAGUGAUAGACGGCCCAGCAACAUGCAACCGUCUUCGAUAUACCAAAGCGAGGGUCAUUUUCCUCAAAGUAGUAUUAUGAACUCAAUGAGUUCGAACCAGCACAAACUUGACGUAGAGAACAACUUCCCUGAAUUACAGAGAAGAAUGAAGAAAAUUAAAUAAAAUCAAGGACAGGGUCAAGAAGCAUACCCAAAGGAGCCGGAGAAAGCCUAACUCGAUGUUGAUUAAUGAUACUUUCAAAGCUAAUAAAUAUCUCGAACUUCCUGUUGUAAACAAAGGUCAUCCACGUCGAAACACUGAUAAAAUAGGUAUUUUUAAUGAGGAAUCAAAAGGCAUCCUUAGUGCACUAGAACCGAUAAAUGAGAAGGAAGCUAUAGAUUAUAAUAUCGGCCAAUAAAAGUGCAGGAGGGCUCCAUUGGAGUCUGUUACAGUGCAUUCAACAACAACUCUGGAAGGGUUAUCUUUGUCAAAAGAUUUGAUAACUUGGACAAAGAUGAAAUCCAUGAGAAAUUUCCCUACAUCGAGAAGCAUGUAGAAAUACUCAGAGAUAUCCAAUGUACUAAUAU